Molecule: messenger RNA, 3771 nt
Organism: Physcomitrium patens
Lineage: Eukaryota; Viridiplantae; Streptophyta; Bryopsida; Funariales; Funariaceae
Source: RefSeq, a predicted model, not a curated record
CGCAGUUGUUUGCUUAGACUGGCAAUUGAUCUGGUUAUGACCAGUAGGACACCCACCGCAGCAUCCCGUGUUGAUGUAGGGAGAGGCACCAGCCGAAACUUCAAUUUUACUCUUCUUUUUGUAAGAGCUCACAUCCGUCGUCUGACAUGAAACUCUUUUGGUGCUAAAUUUGGGCCUUCUUUGCAGUGGGUCUGUCUGUUGGUCGCCUACCUCGCCCCCCCCCACGUUUUUCCAGUAUCACUUGGGAGAGGCGCAAGAGGCGCCAGGUCUGGUGUUUCCCACAUUGAAGGCUAGGUGGAGGGGAGGAGGGGAUCAUUUUGUGAGACGUAGUUGCUUGCGCUUGUGACGUCGUGAAUCUUUUAUUUUCUAUUUCAUAUUUUUAUGUGCUCGUUAUCCUUCCAGAACGUCCGCUUCUUUCGUCCAUGCCUUCGCUGCUACGCUUGCCUAUCCUUCGCUCAGGUUCUGCUGCACAUCCGUAGGUUCGAUACUGUAGCAGGUCACGUGCAUGCAGUGAGGUACACCACAUUGCGCAGCUAAUAUUCUUGCGAGUGACAAAGUUUAGGAGUGAGUGUUACGAAUGCCUCGCUGUGGUGGGGAAGAUCCGUUCGGCAUUGCAACCUUCCCCAUCACAGCUGAUUAACCCUAGAUCAGUAUCCUGGCGCUUCAUUAAUCGCAAAUUUAUUCACGACCUUGGAUCAUUCACAAGUCAGGUGUUGGGGAUGUCCCCAGCACCAUCUGCCUAGUUGCAUUUGUAUCUUGCUGCGAUUUUUCUUGUAAUCAGGGGCUGAUUAACUUCUUUUCUCUCCGUUUCUCGAAGUUAUUACGUGACCGUCGAAGCAUUGGGGAAGAAAUGAGCGGUUGCUACGUCAUAGCAACAUUUGGUCCAGUUUUUUUGAACUUCCACUCAUCGACUGGUCUCGCGCAUUGUCGUCACAUUCUAAAACCGUUUCUGAGAUUAUCAAACCUUAAGACACGGGAAGAUUCGUAUGGGCUAAGUGAGAGGUUAUGAUUUCGAGGGUCGGGUCUGAUCAAGCUGUACUUUUAUAUGGCGUGACGAUAGUGUUUUCGUCCUGACGUGCAAUCUUGGAGCUGCAAGAUUUUGCAUAGUGCGCUGUGUGGAGACAUUGUACUUAUUCUAAUCUACGGUGACGAUGAUCUUUCUGUUAGAAAUCCGCUGCACUUAGGCACUUGUUGUUCUACGUGUUUGACCUGUUGGGUGUGCACUAGAGGGUUUUCGAGCUUCUCUAGAGCACUUUUAAAGAGGAGAAUGAGGAUCAGAAAGCAGCCUCGGCAGUUGCCUGCAUGUCGAGAUUCUUUUCUACCAUGCGAUUUGCAAGUGGAAGGCUGGAGCAAUCGUGAAUAUUCAGAGGUGGGUAAUGGAGGGAUAUUUUUCUCGGAGAAAGCAGGAACAGUGGGCUCCGGAGAGCAAUUAGUUGCCGGGACUUUUGCACCGCAGAUCAUCCAACAUGUCAACUCUGAUCCCGAUGCGACUAAUAUGUCAAGGAUGCCGGAGUUGGCGCAAUCUGGCCAGUUGCAGCUUGGGCAUGUCCAGUUUAUUCCUGAGAGGACACUUGAUUUGAAUGCUCUGGUAGACAAGGUUCAGGACCAAGAUAGGAGCGAUCUGCCAGGAAGUAGACAGAGUGGCAGUUUGCAACCCCGAUGUGGAGGUCUUAAUUUUGUUGACAAAUCACAUGGGGGUUUGGUCCGUGGUCAAUCGUCAAGUCUAUCCAUAAACACGGAGACUACAAAUGUCGAUCAGACGAACUUAUCUGGCCCAGCAUUACAUCCUGAAAGCUGCACACAACAAGACGAAGACGAAGACGAAGAAGAAGAUGAAGAAGAUGACAACCCUACAAGACACUACGUGCGGAGGAACGGCUUUCGGCACGGCGGAGACAGCGGUAUCUCAAUUCAAUCUGAGGAAAACAUCCCGGACGAGGACACAAUUGCAUCAAUUACAAAGACCAACCUGUACGAAUGCGACCAGUUCCCCGAUUCUGAGCAAAAUUCAAAACUCUGCACUCCCGAUACAGCUCGCAACAGACACUUACGAAGAUCAGGCAUACCCUUCCACGGCAAUGAGGACGACCAUCAUCCCUCAAAGGAGCCGGAAGGAUCGUUGUUGCACUCACUCUACUUGCAGUUGCUAGCAGCUGGUAGGGAGGGCAUUUCGUUGCGGGGGCUUUUUUCCAGUUUUAAAUCUCAGACAUCGUUGCCAAGGCUUGCACACAACUGGAGAGAGCAAGUAAAAGCUCACUUGAAGAAUGGCCCUUAUUUUGAAGAAGUGAAUGGGCGCUAUCUUUUAUGCGAAUUUCUUGUUCAGCCUUCAAAGAGAGCUUCCAAGAGAAAGGAAAGCUCAGAAAGUCCAGGCGUACAGACUCGAAGGAAAGCCUACCAGAAGACAAUCGAGGCUGUUCUUUGUGAGUCAGCAAUAGAGUUUCAAAAGCAGCAAAAACAUAACGACAAUGGUGAACGUAGUGGUGCUCCGAGCUUGUCUAUGCCGAUGGAGUCCAACGAAUCAGAUUUGGAUAUGGCAGAGCCGAAACAUACGAAGCCCAAAACUGCCCCAAACCGAUCCUCCAAGAAUAGAAAAUCCAGAGCAGGUGAUGAGGACUCGCAAACUCACAGGAAUAUCCGAUUUGGAGGCGCCAUUCCGGGGUCUUUGAAGGCAAUGCAAGCCAGAAUCAUAGCAGAAACUGGAAUACAGGAUGGAAUCAGGUGUGCGAGAAAGGAUGGGAGCAAUGAUUCCUCGAAAUGGCAGUGUCCCAUGAUGGCCAUGGAGGGUCACACUCUUUGCGAACACCACAGCUUUCUGAAUGAAAGGAAGAGGGCUCGAUAUGCUAAAGCCAGAAAGCAUCAUGGUGAGGGCACAGCGGGGAAAUCGCAACGAAGUCGACAAACGAUGAGGGUGGCCUCAGAAGUACCAAAAAAGCAUCACAUGACACAUGAUGUGCAAAGUCCCUCAACACCCAGGCUAGAGCUUUACAAGAGUGAUAGCGAUGACCUUACAGGCCUUGAUGAAGUUGCCAGCCAGGCUCUGUUAACCAUGAAGAGUGACAUCCUCAAUGUUGAAAGUUUUUCCCAAGAGACGAAAGUGUACGUAUCGAAUCUUAACUCUUUAGAGAUGAAGGUGGACAACUCAAAAAUUGUCAAUGGAGAAACGACCGCAACCUCGGAUAAGCCAGCCCCACCUCAGUUCGCAAGGUCAUCCACAGGAAGAUUCAUUGCAGCCAAGAAGACCGCAGUUAGAAUUCCUCCUCACUCUCUUGAUACUGAUCCAUCAAUUGGGAAAUCGAAUGUGCCUUUAAUGCGUCCCCCUUCCAUCCCACCCUUACCCGCGUUCUACGGAGCAAGAAGGAAGACCGUCAAGAACAGGUCCUUGUUGUCCAUUAACUGAUAAUCAAGGUUUUAAAAACUCUGAUAUUGAUAUUGGAAUGAUGUUCACUGGCUCUUCCGCAUAAAUGUAUGAAUGACCCAGUUUUACUAUUACUUCGAAGUUACACCUGACUGUCUCGAGAAAGCAACUUCUAGUUUACUGACUUUCUCCAGGUAGUGCAAGUUGUCUCUCUCAAAUCCUUGUAGGAUUUCUGACAACCGCCAAUUGCCAUCUGUUAAAGGUGUGUGAGAAUCUCUGCAAUCGGACUGCAAAUGUAUUCAUGUUCGUAUAGAUUGUCGUUCUGGUUAGAAGUUGUUUAUGGUUAGCAAUUGUCUGUCGGGCUUUAAAAUAUCGUCUCUAAAUCUUAGAGAAAAAUAGAAAAGAAUUCGGUAUGA